CUGAGGUCCCCAACUUCUGACUCAGCACAAGCUCAUCUUUGCAUUGACCUGGAACAAUAGUGACUGUAAAAAACUCACAACUCUGGUCAUGCAGAUCCAAAUACUGAGUGAUCUCCAUCUCGAGAUAGAGCGUCCAAGUAGGACAGAACCCGGACAGGAGUUUUACCACUACGACUCCAUCCCGGUGAAGGCAGAAACUCUUGCCCUUCUGGGAGAUAUUGGGUGGACCGUGGAGCCCAGGCUUUUUGAAUGGCUCGAAUCGCAACUGAAACGGUUUACCACCAUCUUCUUUGUCUCUGGGAAUCAUGAACCUUACAGAUCAACUGUUGAUGAAUCGUCCAAUGCCCUGCGAGCCUUCGCCACCCGUGUCAACGCCGAUUCAUCCCUUGGAACCUUCAUCUUUCUCGACCGCACGCGCUAUGAUGUCUCACCAACUCUCACCAUACUCGGAUGCACCCUAUGGUCAUCUCUGAACCCCGAUGACCUUGAUAUCCUCUCUUGGUCCCUCACCGACUUCCGCCGCAUUGAAGGCUUCAAUCCGGAGACUUAUUCAGCGCUGCACAACGCUGACCUAGCCUGGCUGAAUUCAACCGUCUCCUCCAUCGCAAGGGACGAGCCAGAACGAAAAAUUGUCAUACUCACUCAUCAUGCACCGACGAAGGAUGGGACGGGUGAUCCCAAGUUCAAUGACGGGCCGACUAACUCUGCGUUCGCUACGGAAUUGACGGUAGAGGAGUGCUGGAAGAGUGGAAGGGUCGCGCUAUGGGCAUUUGGACACACGCACUGGUGUUGCGACUUUGUCCGGGAUGGUGUCCGGGUUUAUGCCAAUCAAAGGGGGUAUGGUGAAGGACGAGAUGACUAUGACGCAGGAAAGGUGAUUGAUAUUUGAUAAUUGGGAAAUACUGGAGGGCAGUGGAUCGUUUGUGAAUAUUAUAUUGGUAAUCCACAGCUGGGGACGAGGUCGGGUUGUUCGUUAUGUCUAUCGUCUCCAAGUCAGAACCGUCGACGGAUAUUGUAUUACUGAUAUCAG
Molecule: messenger RNA, 1030 nt
Organism: Stereum hirsutum FP-91666 SS1
Lineage: Eukaryota; Fungi; Basidiomycota; Agaricomycetes; Russulales; Stereaceae
Product: Ser/Thr protein phosphatase protein
Exons: 3
Coding region: 89-889 (266 amino acids)
Molecular function (GO): hydrolase activity
Source: RefSeq, a predicted model, not a curated record